Messenger RNA from Peniophora sp. CBMAI 1063, 2802 nucleotides. NCBI's taxonomy places the organism in Eukaryota, Fungi, Basidiomycota, Agaricomycetes, Russulales, Peniophoraceae. The record is from the annotation of a GenBank genome assembly.
AUGGAUAAUUUCCCAUAUCCGCGAUAUAAGAGCGUCAAAGACAUGAGGUUCAACCUAGACGCUUCUCAUGCUGAAGAAGCCCUCGAGGCGAUACGUAGUAUGGCCGAAGCGCUCUACGCAAGCCUUGGCAAUGGCCCACGAUUUGACAGACUUAAGGGGGAGCUGAAGAGUAUCAUUCACUUCCAACCUCCGGAGCUCGUCAUCUGUCUGGGAGGACCUUCGGGCGUUGGCAAGACUACUCUCGUCAAUACCUUGUUGAAAGCACGCAUUCUACCAACGCACAAUGCCUCCGCGUGCACCUCGAGCGCCAUAGAGAUCAGGUAUCACCCAAGAUCGGACUACAAGGCUACUGUACACUUCACUGAGUACGAUGAGUGGAAGAUCCGUGUCUCGAACGUGCUAGGAUGCGCUGAUCUUGUGGAGAGACGUUCAUUGGUUGAGGCGGACUUCGUAGACAUCAAGGAAACCUUUUCGGCUGUCAAGGAAGUUCACGCCAAUAUCCUUGCAGACCUUAACAAGCUUCGGCGCCUUACCGAGGACGAGAUAAUGGCAGGUAUCAAACCACUUCUCGGCGAUACCCACACCCUCACCGGAAGCGACUCGUCGCUGUUCUUGAAAUCCAUCUCGCGUUAUGUGCAACCAGGUGCUCUUCCUGACGCCCGUGAAAGACGCAUGAAACUCGAUUUCAACUCUCUCGCGCCCCUUGUGGAUAAAAUUGUCAUUCACUGCAACGCCAAUAUUUUGUCGAAGGGCCUCGUAUUGAGAGAUCUCCCGGGUACAAACGACCAGAGCGCGUACAGGAACAAUCUCGGCCGCAAGUUCAUGCAAGAUGCUAGCCAUGCAUGGCUCGUAGUAGAUGCGGUGCGCGCUACGUCAAACUCCCAGGCAAAAGAUCUCCUUCGGGAGGCUAUGCCCAUCGCGAUGCAGAAGCAGCUAGUCAACAAUGACUUUUCCGCGGCACGGCAAUCGAUACUCGCUUUCGUAGUAUCCAAGAUCGACGACUUCGACGAGAGUAAUAUUGGAGUCGAACUCGGACUCGCUCGGAACCAUUUCAGUGAUUAUGAUCAAGCGGCGCAGCACACGGCCAGAAAGUUGGCAGACCUCAAGGCGAAGAUCAAAUCAAUGAAGGCAACAAGUGCUCAGAGAAAAAGAAAGGCAGUAGCUAGCUUGUCUCUUCCUGCGGCCAAGGCGGGACGUGGUCCUGGUUCUUCACGAACGCUCGUCCAGUCGAAGAACAUGACUGCGGAUGCUGCCCUUGAGACGGCUUCUCUUCAUGAGACUGGGAGCGGGGCAGAUGAUACGCUUGAAGAGCUACGCGACCUGCGGGAUGCUCAGAAGCAACGAGCGGAUCUUAUAAAGGAGCAGAAGGGAAUCCGGCGAGCGCGGUUCUCUGAGUGUGCGCGGGCCAGAGCAGACUUCAUCAUGCCUCGGCUGAAAGAACUGUACUCUACUAUGAUAGAGGAAGUAUCAAUCAAGCCCGUUUGUGUUACGACUCUACCUCCUGUUCUGUGCGUCGCUGCGAGGGAGUACGAAAAAUUCAAUCUCAACGAAGUCGCAAGCGACUCUGAUGAGGAUGAGGACGAUCAGGACACGAACUCUUCUGCGUUCGAGUCUAUUGAGGAUACUGGACUUCCGGAUUUGAUCGCCCUUGCCGAUGAGCUCACAGGGGAUGGCUACACUCGUGCCGUAAUCCAGGAAUUGUUUAAGCUUCGCAAGGUCGCCAACAUCAUUCAACUCGUUGUCUAUCCCGCGAACAAGAAUCCCAACAUUGCCAACACUCGAGCGGUCUUGCGAGGGUAUCUGAGAGGUUAUCCAGAUGGCGUCGCAGGUGCAUUGAUGCAUGCGCUCGCGGGGACCAUGACGGCCACCUUCGCUGGAAUCAAUGCCAAGAUCGGGGAGACAUAUUGUGAACAGCUCAGUAUCCGUUUGUUCCCCCAUAUACGCAGUGGCGCGCAAGCGGCAAAAGCGAGAGCCCUGCCUGCAUACGAACGUUUCUCAAGCACCCGUAGAUCGGCAGCCGAUACGACCGGGACGCUUCAUUGGCAGCGCUAUCUUGCUGUGCUUCGCCACGACGGGUCGUAUCGUGAACAUGACCUCAACGAGCUUCUUUAUAGUCCCAUGAGACACGAUGUGGGCCUGCAUUGGGCGAGCAGCAUCAACACCGACGCCCUUAAGCACUUUCGCCCCGAAGUUCAGAAGAAGCUGAUGAUGUUCUACGAAAGGCUACUCUUAUCUCUGCCUGAAGGCACUCGAAACUACUUUGUGGAUGCUAUGCUGGACUUGUGCGAGGCUUUACUACAAGACACAUCGCGGGUACUGGACGCGGCAACGAAGCACAUGAAGGAUUCCGGGAGAGCUAUCUCGCGAAGGAUAUUGCUCGAUCUACAGGAUGCACUCGCGGACGGCUACGAAAUGGCUCGUCAGGAGAGAGGAAGCGGCACUCUGAGUAGGGUGAAGGCCAACUUCGCGAACUGCCUGCGAGAUGCCCGAACCACAAUGUUCGACAACGCGGCGAGUGUCGCGAUCGCUGAUCUGGAGACAGCAGCAACUGAAACAGGUUCAAUCGUCCAACAUGGUUUGACGGAUGUAUGUCAGCAGGCCGAGAGUGCCCUCUCGAGCAUCGCAAUGGAACCCGUCGAUGCCAAUACGGCGGAGAUGAAACAAUUGCGCGAGCUUGCCCGGGAUGUGUACCGGCAGACGGGCUUUUGGACUGAGGCCGGCAAACGCGAUGGUGCUAUCGUUCUCGACAGGAGAAAGGAGAAAGGAGUUUUAUUGGCUGACUUCGCCCUACAUGCGGCUUAG